AUGGGCGAGAACGUCAGGUUACCGUCUAUUAGGUCGUUGCUCAACGACGACGCGCCAUACCCCCGUAGCAAUGCAAUGGAUAUAAGUAACAUUACUAGUGGAAAUACUAAUACUAGUACAACUACAACUAAUACUACUGGCACUAGUGCCAGUAGUAUUAGUACUACAAGUACUACAAGUACUACAAGUACCACGACCACACCCCCAAUAAAUAUGAUGAAGAAAAGCAAGAGAAGGUCGAACUUGCCCAAGGAUACCAUACAGAUACUCAACCAGUGGCUCCUGGACCACAUCCACAACCCGUACCCGACGCAGCAGGAGAAACGAGACCUGCUGAUCAAGACGGGGCUCACGAAAAUCCAGCUCUCAAACUGGUUCAUAAACGUCAGAAGACGCAAGAUCUUCAACGACUACUACGCACUGACUAGCAACCUGCCCCCAGAGCUGUUGCAAUCCAUGUCCUCCCAGAACACCCCGCCAACUCCGACCACCACAACACACACCCCGCCUGUCCAGGACGACGGAAACCCGCCAGUAACCAUCAUGUCCGAGGACGAAUUCUCAAAGCGGUUCGUACAGGCACCGCUGACCAGGAGAAAGAAACUGAUCGACAGACUGGAAGAGUUGAAGAAAUUGACUAACAUGGCCAACAACAACAACAACUGA
Messenger RNA from Nakaseomyces glabratus, 666 nucleotides. RefSeq names its product Cup9p (gene CUP9). Gene Ontology annotation, biological process: regulation of transcription by RNA polymerase II. Gene Ontology annotation, molecular function: RNA polymerase II cis-regulatory region sequence-specific DNA binding. Lineage: Eukaryota; Fungi; Ascomycota; Saccharomycetes; Saccharomycetales; Saccharomycetaceae. The record is from RefSeq and is a predicted model, not a curated record.